This is a messenger RNA of Clarias gariepinus (North African catfish), 2574 nucleotides long. It is a transcript of the gene rab18b, whose product is annotated as RAB18B, member RAS oncogene family. NCBI's taxonomy places the organism in Eukaryota, Metazoa, Chordata, Actinopteri, Siluriformes, Clariidae. Gene Ontology annotation, molecular function: GTP binding; GTPase activity. The coding region runs from base 94 to 711 and encodes 205 amino acids. The record is from RefSeq and is a predicted model, not a curated record. The transcript has 7 exons.
CCCACCACAAACUUCGCCAACCUUCAGACACAAACAGUGUCACGUCACCGCGUGCAGCCUCGAAGCUCCUGAAAUAAAUAAAUAACUCACAACAUGGACGACGACGUGUUAACCACCUUAAAGAUAUUAAUUAUUGGCGAGAGCGGCGUCGGGAAAUCCAGUUUGCUCCUGAGGUUUACAGACGACACGUUCGACCCAGAAUUGGCCGCAACAAUCGGUGUGGAUUUUAAAGUAAAAACUAUAGCAGUAGAUGGGAACAAAGCCAAGCUUGCGAUAUGGGACACAGCCGGACAGGAAAGGUUCAGAACUCUGACGCCCAGCUACUACAGAGGAGCGCAGGGGGUGAUAUUAGUGUACGACGUGACGAAGCGCGACUCGUUUACGAAGCUGGAGAACUGGCUGAGCGAGCUGGAGACGUACUGUACACGCAACGACCUCGUCAAGAUGCUCGUCGGGAACAAAAUCGACAAGGACAACCGCGAGGUGGACAGAAACGAGGGUCUGAAGUUCGCUCGGAAACACUCCAUGCUGUUCAUCGAGGCGAGCGCUAAGACCAAGGACGGCGUCCAGUGUGCCUUCGAGGAGCUGGUGGAGAAGAUCCUGCAGACCCCGGGCCUGUGGGAGAGCAGCGCCCAGAACCGCGGUGUCCCGCUCGGAGAGGAGCAGACGCAGGGCUACGGCAGCUGCGGAGGAUACUGCUCGCUCAUUUAACUCCCAACUUUUUCACCGGAAAAACAAAACAAACGAACUGCGAUUCCUGGCUUCUGAACGAGAAGCGAAGGUCGGCUCUGUCCGGGCAGCCGAAGGACGCUCACACACACACACCCUGUCUGUCCUUCCACUUCGGUUUCUGUAUGGUGUUUUAAUCUAACUUAUCAUAGAGCUGCGUUGAAUUACCGUUGCCGUCACGACGUCACUUUUACUGAAACAGAAGGACCGAUGCUGACAUCAUUCUCUCUCUUUCUCUCUCGUUCUCUCAGUGUGAUAAUUAUUACAGAGUAAAAACAGGGGCAGUUAAUUAAGUAGAGAAUCCCCACAGGGUGGGAUUAGUUUCUCGAAUUUAGAGAUUAACCGUGCUAAAAUUUCCAUCAAGUUCCACUCUGUGCUUUCGUCCCCAGGCCUCUUUGCUUUAUCUAAUCCAAUAUAUUUGCUUUAUUUUUGUAAUCAUUUGAGUGUUGCCUGCUUUUUUUUUCCCCCCCCUCUGCACCAAACACCAUCCUAUUUGCUGUCUUUAUAAUGUCCUCACUUUGCAUGCUCCUGGUAAUGUUUCUCGAGGAAUAUUCAUACAAAAAAUAUAUGGAGUGCUUUUUUUUCUUCUUCUUCUUUUUUCCCCUCUUUCAGUUCAUAUUGUUUUUGCGUUAUCGUCUCUGUAGUAACUUUUACAUCAGUAGAAACAUUUUUAAACUCAAUAACACUCUUCAUUCCCAGUCAUGGACCACUGAUGUGUAUUAUUAUCCUGGCAUGCGAGUCCUGGGUUUCAUGUUGUCCUAAAACUGCUUGUUUUUAUUUUUCUGACUUUCCUUUAUUUUAAACCUCUAAUCGCUGUGUUAAACACGACCGUUGAUUCACUAUUGAUCUAACAUCACACUAAAGCGCUAGAACUGUUAGACAUCAGUAGUUCAGUAGUCCUGAUUGAUUCCAUUUACACUGUUCCUGAUUAGUAGAGCGGUAGCAUGCUCGGAGAGGAAAAAGGGGUUCUGUUCCCCGUCACUGCGGGUCGCACCGGACCGGAGCAGACAGAAAAGUAAAUCCUUUACACUAUAUCAACAUUUUGUUCAGUAAUCAGUACCAUCUCACCCAGUGUAUCCAUAUCCGAGAGCGUAUAUUAAACCUGAUCUUAUUUUAAAGCCGGUGUCAGUACUUUUCUUAAAGUAAAUCAGUCGAUCUGAUUGUUUAAACCCAUCUGUUUUUAAGUGGCUAUAUGUAAAAGUGAUGUUAAAGCAUGUUACAAGGCGGUAGCCGUCGCAUUACCCGAUAUUAGCCGAACAUCUCUUAAGCAGACAGCAUGCGCAGUCGGUGUCAUCGCUUCCCGUUUGCACCGAUACACACAGUACUGUGAAGUCUGUACCAGGAGCACGUUUAACGUUACAACAGUUUUUAAAAAAGUAGAUGAUUUUAAAAAAGGGUUUUUAACCUGGCAUUCAUCAGGUUCAAGAGAGUUUAGCACUUUUUUUCAUAAUAAUGUUAAGCUUCUGUAAAAUAAAGCAAACCAAAAUCAAAUUUUAGACAAAGUUAGACAAAUAUUCUGAGCCGAAUGGUUCUUGUGCCUUUAAAGUUACAUAUUAAUAUAAAUAAAAAUCUGACAAAUAAACUAUAAACAAAUAAACCUUUUUUUUUUGAUGAAAAUUCCAACAGUUAACAAAUUGAACAUUCUUUUCAUACAGCUCGUUUAUUAGUGUCGAUCUCACGAGUAGAUCACAAAGCUGUCGAAGGUCCUCGCUGCUCCGAAUUUGCCUAAUUUGAAAGUGUGUCCUGGAUUGGAUUCUGUAUUACCUUAAGAUCGGAUCAGAUUGGAAGUGUGUCACUGAGAGCAUCAGUACUGUUUUCUUUUGCAAUAAAAUUUCAUUUAAUCUG